Molecule: messenger RNA, 654 nt
Organism: Thelazia callipaeda (thelaziosis nematode)
Lineage: Eukaryota; Metazoa; Nematoda; Chromadorea; Rhabditida; Thelaziidae
Source: the annotation of a GenBank genome assembly
AUGUUGAGUACUAGUGCUAGCAGUGGUAAUAUGCUUAGAAAUGAUGUAGAUCCUGAUUUAUUGCAAGAAAUUCGACUUUAUGAAAAUAGCGUUGAACGUGAACGAGUGGAUAAUAUGAGUGAAUUGUACGCUGUCUUAAACGCUUUGGAAUGUCUGGAAAAAGUUUUUAGUCGUGAUUGUAUCGCUCCAAAAGAGUACACCGCGGAAUGUUCAAAGCUUUUGGUACAGUACAAAGUAGCUUUGCGAUUAGUUCAAUGCGAUAUUGAUGAAUUCGUGAAAAAGUAUCGAAUUGAAUGCCCAGCAGCAUUAAUGCGAAUUCGUGAAGAUCGCCCAAUUACGGUAAAAGAUGACAAGGGUAACACAUUGAAAUGUAUUGCAGAGAUUGUAGAAAUGUUUAUUACAUUUUUGGAUCAGCUUAAACUUAAUGUAAGAGCCGUUGAUGAGCUUUUCCCGACAUUGAAUGAACUCAACGUAUCGAUUUGCUCUAUGAUCAGCUUACCAGACAACUUCGAGUCAAAGCUUAAAGUAAAACACUGGCAUGACAAGUUAAAAAGCAUGGGUGCAAGCGAGGAAAUUACUGAUGAUGAUGCACGGCAAAUGAUUUUCGAUAUCGAAACUGCUUACAACUCAUUUACUCGUUUUUUGCAUAAUUAA